Physella acuta is the source of this 9233-nucleotide messenger RNA. RefSeq lists its product as uncharacterized. NCBI's taxonomy places the organism in Eukaryota, Metazoa, Mollusca, Gastropoda, Physidae. The record is from RefSeq and is a predicted model, not a curated record.
ACCUAUCAGGUUGCUUUAUUAGCCUUAUCUAUUGUAUGUACAGUGUCCUGCACAUAUUGUAGAAGCUAUUUAUAGUUAUAAAAAGCUUUGAUUGGUUGGUUUUAUUCUUCUCAUCCGGGACCUAGUGUUUUUCAUAGGGGGAACUAGAAUCGCCUACAACGUCAUACCUCGAAACUUAAAAAAAAAAACUUGUCUUCCAGAAGGAGAAAAACAAAAGAAUUUGACCUGGAUAUAUUUAGAAAUGGACAUGUGUACAGCAGAUAUUGGUAGUUUCGUAUAAAACAUUCAAACAAAUAUUAUACGAAGCGAUAAACAGGUGAUGGCCGCACCAGUGUUUUAACAGCGCGUGGAACUUCACUACCUGCGGAAUCGCGGCAUUUGUUCAUACUGACAGAGGAUUGCAACAUUCUUGGAGUUGUUAAAAUGUUAUAGCUCAGUCUAAUUUGUAUACAAUGGCUACAAGUUGUGAAAAGCUUUGUGGGCUUGACUUUUCAUCACAGACUGAACUGGUUAGCAGUAAUGUUUUGUGGACAUGUCUUUAUGUGAUAGACAAGUCUUCAGAAUUUAAGAAUUUGGCAUACAGGGCAACCAAAUCAAGGCUUGGAGAAGAAUUACUGGUUAUCUACCGUGAUGGUGUAUCAGGAGUUUUUGGUCCUCCCGUAGAACCUAUAACUUUAACAAUAAAUCCGCAAGGCAGCUGUUUGUUGACGAUACUUUUUAAACCUGUACAGCGUGUCUCCUUACUAUCAGCUGAAUCUGGACAAAUUGAAAUAAACACCCUACUGAUAAUGUUGCGCAUGAUUUCUGGAAAGGGUUAUUAUUUCUGCCCUGGUAUACCUGAAAAGCUUUUAGUAGGAAAGGUGUACUUCAAGUUUGUGGCUCAUCAUAAGGUACCUUUUAAACGAUUUCAAUCAAUCCACUGCCCUGUUUAUUAUCAAGCACCAAUGUAUCAAGAGAACACAUCUUUGUUAGCUGUUUGUCCAAAGUGUAUACAAGCAGCUAAGUGCAUGGAAUCACUUCCUUUUAAUCAUAAUAAAAGAAACCUGCAUUCAAAUGGGCCAACAAAACUUGAUGUGAAAGAUACAUUAUCAUUUGAUACAACCAGCAGAAAAGAAGAUAGUUCACAUCAGAUGCAAAGCGAAACUAGUCCCUGCGCAUCUGGAAAUCAGUCAUUUCUGCUGAAAAACUCCGAUCAAAUAGCAGCAGAUGACAUAAGUAAAUCUUCCCAUGGAUUUUUAAGUGAUAACAGUAAAGUCACAUCCCUGUGUGUUAACAGUGAAAGGGAAAAAAAUCUCCAACAUAAACUGCUGUCAGUCACAUCAUCUCUGCGAUACACAUUACAAGAAAAGUAUAAAAAGAAAAGUCUGUUUUUUCCUUUGGAUGACUUUGCAGGUCUAGAAGCAUUAGACAGUUGUAAAGAGAACAUCGCAACAAGCAACAAGCAAACGAAUAAUAUCUGCAAACAAUGUAAAAAGCAUUUUUCAUCCCCUGCAAGUCUUUUAAAUCAUAUUCAACGGCAUGGUGUUUUGGGCAUUUGGAAAAAAAGCCUCAGAAUUAAGAGACAAAUUAGUAAUAGAAACUCAGCAUAUUUGCAUAAGAUAAUUAGAGCAUUCUGGUUUCACCCUGGAUCAAGAAGGCAUUCUCUUAGUUUAUCUGACACUUCCAUAAGGCUUAUUUUAAAGUACUUGAAUGAUAUUUUCCCAUCUACCAAUAGCAACACUUUAUCACAACACAAGUUUCCUCACUCUUCAGGCAUUUCGAAGAGUGAUAAAAAUACAAUGCUGUCAUCCAACAGUAUUUGUGAAGAUAUAUUAAAUAAAAAAAGACCAGUACUAAAAAGGACAUCUAGUGGUCUAUCAACCUUAUUAGAAGCAGCUGCGGUUGCUAGUGGUGGAUAUGAGGAUAUAAAUAAUGCAUCUAAUUCCAACUUGAAUGUCGUAGAACCUGUUGUUAGUAGUAAAAUAUUGCCAGUAUCUAAUACAGAAGAUUUGAAAUUUUUAGGAUUGGACUCAUUUAAAGCUCCAAAAAAACGUAGGAAAAGUUCAAGACUUGCAUGCAAAAGUGCUAAGCGAAGACUUAAAAAAAAUAUUAAAGAGGCUGAUAAAACUGAGAAUAUCAUGUGUGAGAACUCUUCUUCUCAUGAAUCUUCAAUGCUUACAAAUUUAAACCUCUUAUCAACUGUUAGCCUUUUAGACCGUCCUAUUUCAACAGCUGAUUCAAGCACCCCUGGAACUCAUUUACAAGAAAAAGCUAACACUAACAGCAGUAGUGAAAGAGGACUACAGAUAAAUGCCAUAACUAAUGAUCUCUCUGCUUCUGAGUUAGAAAAAGGUGUUACUGAUAGUUUUGUAAAUAAAACUUCAAGAGGAAACCUACUUUUAACCAAUGUGGAUCAAGAAUGUAUUUCUGACAAACAAGCUUCAAUAAUUACAAAUGAAUUAAUUCUUAGUCAUUGCUCACCUGAUGGGAAAAGUUCUAUUUCUUCGGAGUCUGUGCUACAGAAUCUUGUGCCUGCAAAUAAAAUGGACAUUGAUUGUGAUCAUUCUUCAAGUAAUUGUGGAGCUAUUGAUUUAUCAAAGCCAAAAAUGAUGAAUGUUGUCGAUAACUUUUCAAAAAACACAAAAAAGAUUAAUAUGUUGCCACACAACAUUACACAACUUGUUACAGGAAGUAAUUCAUUAGAGAUGCUUGAGUAUCUAAUGACAGUUACUAAUUCAAGUGUCACUCCUAAUCAGCAUUCUCAGAAAAUAAUGCAACCCACUGAAAAUAUAAUAAGUAACAAGCAGUCAGAUUCUGAUCUCCAAGCUCGUAUGUUUGCAAGUGCUAGGAACUAUAAAAUUGAAAAGAAGUUAAAUAGCUUUCCGCAAGUUCAAGCUGUUAUUGCCUCAACUAGUAAAAUUGUUCAGUCAGGGAAGGGUGGAAAUAAUAGUUUGUCAGAUACACAAGGAGAUGAAAUACAGUGUGGCUAUAAAUGGAGUGGGUCUGGUGGAUUAGUUAAAGAACGUACUCAAAUGGUUAGGGAAUUGGUACCUUCUGAUGUUAUGGCCAACUUUCUUAAUAGACCCCAACCAUCUUGUCAACAGCAGCAGUUGGUGAAUCACUCUUCACCUGUUUUGUCAGUGACACAGAACCCACCACAAUUGUUUUCAGCUGUAACAAAUUCUUCUGAUACCAGCCAGCAAGAUAUUUUAUUAUCACCAGCCCCUCAAAUUGCUUUAAAUCUUACAAAUAAAACUACCAGAAUUCCAAGUCCAAAGAGAGCUGUUGUUGGCAGAACUCGUAAAAUUGUACCUAAUUUAACAUCAUCACCAGUAUGGAAUGUGACUCCUGUUAGUUCAUCACCUCGAAGUAUUUUAAGAUCAUCUCUUUUAAAUCCAUCAGUUUCAUCCUCUCCUGUUCACCAGACAAUUCUUUCUGACCCUGUUAAUAAUGGUGGUACCAAUGUAGCCAUUAAUUUGUCUUGUACAAAUUGUCCUUCCCCAAUAUCAUUACCAUCGCCUGUACCAAACAGCCAAGCUUCAUCAAAUUAUAGCAUUUCAAGUCCAUCUCUAGCAGCUAUGCUUCGCCAACCAGCUACUUCGAAACACGAUUUCAACAAUUCUGAAUUAAUUGGAACUAUAAGCAGCAAUGUUAUUUCUCCUGUAUCUGUGUCAUUACCUCAACAUACUCCAGUAGUCAUCACCAGUAACACACAGUUAACUUUACCUGGUGGUGUUCAGAUCAAAACAGAGCCUGCAGACACUUACAUACUUGACACAACCCAACCUAGAAUUAUUAUGUCAUUGCCAGUCAAGUCAGAGCAGUUUAAUAUAAAAUUGGACAAAAGAAACAUUCAAGAUACACCUUUUACUAUUGGCUCACCCAAUAUGGUGAUGGAUAUCAGGUCAGAUUUAACUGCUACUUAUGGAGAAGAUUUAUCAAAACCUAAUAGUACAGUGUCAAAAGCUGCAGAGAGAAAAUCUGAUGGAUCAUCUGUGAAGUGUUAAUGCCAUUGCCAUUACUAAUUGAUUUUAAAAAAAAAAUGAUUUGUCAUUAAUCAAAUGAAGAACACUUACAUAAGCUUUGUGAUAUUGCAUGCAAGAAACUCAAUGUAUGUUGUGAAGACAUUUUUGGAUAUCUGCUAUAUUUUGCUUGUUAGGAGAUUUAGAAUACAGUAGGCCUAUCUUGAAUAUUGCUUCCCCAGAACCAGACUGUUCAGUGUUCUAACUAAAUUUUUCAGACACAUUUAGAACAUAGUGUUUAACUCUCAAAAAGGAGAGAAAUUGGUUCUUGGGAAGUUAUAAAGCUGAUUUUAUCUUAAUAUUUCAACAUUUUUAAUCAUGUAGUCAUUUUUCAAUUUUAAACCAGAUAAAUCAGCAAUCCAAAUGUCUGCACAACACAAAAACUUUCCUGUCUGAAACACUAUAGAUUUUUAAAAUGUAUUUAUUCUUUUAUUUUAUCUAACUACUAAAAUGUUGCAACCCAAGAAUGUGAAUGUUGUUUGAAAAUAGGUACAUUCAUAACUAAAAGACAAGCCUCUAUUUUCAUGUAAAGAAUGAUGGUUUAUCCUAAAAAAAACCUGUGGGUUUUUUUUUUUAAUUAAAUAAAAUAAGUUGGUUUUGGGAAAAGGCAGAAAAGCUACAUAUCUUAUUUAAAUAUGUGUCUGUGUAUACAUAUAUGUGUACAAUAUAUAUAAAUUGUAUAAUAUAUAAAAAUGUUCCCAAUCUACUGGUACGCUGAAUUCUGCCCAUUAGCCAUGUCAUCAUUUUCAUUAAAUUUUAAAUAUAUUUCUUAGUGCUCAUUUUUUUGUUUUUAAAGUGCUGACAAGUUAUAUUUGGGUUGCAGAAGUUGAAACAAAUACUAAAUCUGCAACCUUAUUCUAAUUUUCAUAGAAUAAGCUGGAUCGUUGGAUGUAUAAAUACUGCCUUUCAUUGAAAAUGUCUACCUCCCCUGCUACAAAGGAAUUGACUUUUUAAAAUAUCUAAGCCUAUUGCAAUUUUCUUGCAGUUCAUAUAUGUUUCAAUUACCAAGUGUUCUGUACAAAUAUGUCCAUAAAAUGGAGUAAAAAGAAACAUCUUUAUGAGUCAGGCUGUGAAACUACCUUGUGAUACUUGCAUCCUUUGUAUCAAUGUAUACAGUUGAUUAUUUAGGGGUGUGUGUUAUGGUUAAUCUUUUGUUAGAUUAGACCCUUCAUUUUCAAGUUGAAAAUAAGUUUUUAACAUUGACUGCUUAUCAUUGUUACAUAAAAUUAAAAUAACUGAUAAAUUCUGCAGAAUAUACCACAAAAUCAGUUAAUAAAUAUUUUAAAUUCUAUUUAGUUGUAUAGAUAUUUUGAUUGUUAUAUAAAUCUCAUGAGCAGUAUUGAAGGAUGUAAAUCUGGGCUGAAGGAUUCAUAGCUUACUAAGCUUACACAAGAGUGAGAAACAGCAGUUAGUAGUAAGUCAUCUUCAUGGUAAAAUACAAGUUAACUAAGGCCUUGAAUGAUGACUUGCAUACUGAAAAAAACUAAUACAUUCCAGUUCUGACUGACUGAAAUUGUAAUUUCAGGAAAUAAUUUUUAAUUGCGUAAACAUUUUAACAUGUUUUUAAAAACACUAACUGGAUUUUGAAAAUGUCAGCUUUGUUUUUAAAGAUGUCUAUUUUUGCUUAUUAAAAUAUAAAUUGUUGUACACCUCAUUUUUUUUACAUACACACUUAUAUUGGAAUCCAAUUAAAAAAAGGGGAGUUAACAAGUACAUCAAAAACUAUGUAGUAUGUAGAUCUAUCAAAUGAUCUGGUCUAGACAAACACUAUCCCUGAUCAGCUAAGUAGUAUUUUUAUGCUUCACAAGAUGAGUAGUCUACUAUUUGCAUUGCAUGUACAAUUUAUUACACAGUUUGUUCUAAAAAUCUAUAACUUGUAUUAUUAGGUAAACAUUGUAUAUAUUAUGCUACACAAAUAUGCAACAGCAAUUAAACAGCUUAUUUGUACUUGUAAGUAAAAUGGAGAAAAUGAACUUAGUUUACAAGAUUUUUGUUUUGUAAACUUCAAAAUUUUAAAUUCAAAGUAAACUCAGUUAGAUGGUACUUUUAAUUUUUAAAAACAAAAGGUUUCAAUUAUGCAAUAUUGAUUUACUACUAUGCAACUAAUUUGGUUUUCUUGUGUCCAUUAUUGUUACAUUCAAAUUCAUUUCAGUCCUUUUAAAAACAUUUGCCUCACAAAUCUUUUUGUUGUAAAUUAAAUUCAAAUAUAUACACACAUCUCAUUUUAAAAUUAAAUUUUGUCUUCAAUCUUUUAAAAAUUUUUUAAGUGUUUUCUUUCCAAAAGUUAUUUGAACCUCAAUUUAUAAUUAUGUGUAUAAUAGAUAUACAUAUGUUUAUAUAUGUACCUUUAUAGCUGUAACCAGAGUUAUGGGCAUUAUGUAUUAUGAUGAUUAAAGUUAUUUAUUUGCAUCUGCUUAGUAUUUUAAAUAAAUUACUAUACUGAAUAUUGAAAAGAUUUUUUAAAUUUGCAGUUAAUUCAGUAAUAAAGUAUUAUAUAAAGGACAUUCAUAGAAACUUUUGUUAAUACCAUUUUUUUUUCUUUUAAGAGAUGGGCAUUUUUAUAUUGUACAGCAAUUUGAUGUUUUUGUUGCUUUCCACCUUAAAGAAUUUGAAAAUAUUAUUCCACCUUAAACCUUAUUGCAGUUUUGCAAGAAAAGAUAGCUGGCAUUAAAAUGAGUUAUAAAGUUCAACCAUUUAUUUAUCCAUUUGUUUUUGGAUCUCAAUUAAUAGGUGACCAAGAAAUUCUGUAUAAUUCAUUAACCUAGCAUCAAUUCCUAAUAUUAUGAACCUUUAAUUUUUUAAUGCUGUUUUGUAACAUAUUUUGAAUUGCUCUUGGUCACAUUCUUUAACGAUCAUAAUGAAAUAAUGUUCAAUUUGUUUGAAAUUUAAUUCUUAGUUUAUGAUUGUUUUGCCUUGUUUCAUACAUAUCCAUAAUAAACUUUACAAUUUUAGAUACAUGUUCCCAGCCAAAGUCUGUUUGAUGCUAUAGUUGCUAUACUGAAAGAGAAUAUUUUGCUCCAAAAAUGUUUUUGAACAUAAAAAUCAAUUAUGAAAUUCUUACAUAUAAUGCUCCAUGCUUAAGGCUAUUUAUCAAAACAGAAAUCAGUAAUUUAGUUACAUUAGAUUAUUUAAAUAGACAUGUUAUAUGUCACCUAUAAUAAUAAAUAUUCUGUUAUAAUUUUAAAUUCUCAUUUCACUGUAAAAUACUGUACAAUAUUUGUCACACUUAAAAGGCUUAUUUAAGUAUGAUUAAUGUUUAUUAACAUUGAUUACUCUAUUAAAGUAAAGCAGCAGGCCCUAUAUAUUAGUAUACAUGGUAAGUUAUUUCACAUAAAUUACAAAUUGUACUAAUUAUAUUUUUACAAGGCAAGAUAAUACACUCAGGGAAACACUACAGAUGAAAGAUUUGACAGAGAUAAAAUUUUAUAUAAUUUUUAUAACACUUAGUUUCAUGUUCAUUUGAUUCUUUUUUUAAAAACAUGUUUAUUAAAAAGUAUAGAUUUUUAGUAUCAAACUAAGUUCAUGCUUGGAUUCGUAAAUGCUGAUUUACUAUUGUAACAAGUGUUUUUUUUUAUAUAAAAACUCUAAAACCAGUAUACAUUGAUCUCCAAUGAAUUUGACCUUCUAAACUGAUACAGGUGAUCAAUUAAAACCCUAUUACUUUUCAAACAUAAUUUUUACAAAAGCUAUGGCUGUAGAUACAGAUAGGUUGUUCUCAUCACCCCAACAAAUCAGCUUUGAUGAUGUUAAUUUUGGUAACAAUUUAAAGUACAGUAGUUUCUUGUCAUAUUGCUACUUGUAAAAAAAAAAAGAUCUAGAUAUCAUUAUCAAUAUCCCAAUGCCUAUUGUCAGUUUGAGUUAACCAUAUUUAAGAUUCUUUUAUGUAUGAUGUGAAACCAAAAGGUUGGUUACGCUGUGUAUUUCAAGUAAAUAAAAGAAACAGAAAUAGUUAACAAUGGUUAUAAAAGUCAUCAAAAAUAAAUUAUUUGCCUUUUGGUGCGAAGCUCAGAGUUUUCUUUCUGUUCAAAAAUUAUGUUUGAAAUAAAUGUUACUCUAUACGAAAAACUGUUGUGCUGCUCUAUAACUUUAGUAGAAUUAAUUAUAUUAUAGUAGGUUUUGAAAUUUAGGUUUACUCAAAACACAUAGCAUUCUAGCUCACGUAAUUUCAUCAUUGAAAGUAUUUGGUGGUAAUGAUACUGUCAUUAACUAGUUUAAACAAUGCAUUUUUCAGCUUUUCUUUCAUAACCUGUUACAUUUAAUAGAAAACUUGCUUUACACUAUUCAGAUAUUCUUGGAUGUUAUUCAUUAGUAAAUAUAAACACUGGAUAAGAUUUUCAUUGAAAAUGUUAAAUUAUCUUUCAUUAAAAUCUAUAUUUGCUUUUAUAGUUCUAUGGCCUACUUGUACAAAAAAAAAAUACAAAUGUAAAGAUUUGAAAUUUGCAUGUUGGCAUGGUGAAAUACAGUGUAACAGUGAUAAACAAUAUAGUUACUGGUAUUUAAUAAUAUUAUUGGUCCAGUGCUUUAAGUAAUGUUUUUAUGGUCAUUGGGAAAUAGUUUAUACACAUUGAUAACAUUGUUUUCUGCUCUUGCCAUCAGUUUGUGAUAUAUUAUACUCAGGCCCUUUAUUUGAAUGGUUUCAUUUUCGAUGCUCUUUACUUGAUUCUUCAAACAAUUAAUCUAGUACUUUGUACAAUUGAAUGGAUUCAAAGGUUGUUUUUUUUUUUACUUUAACAUAAGACUGCUAAAAAUAUUUUUACAAGGGUUAUUGUUUACAUUUCUAUUUAGGACCCAUCCAUUAUUGUACACUUUUAGUAACACUUGUUUUGUUUUUUUCUGUUAGCUAUAGUAGUAUUUUUAAAAUAAAUUCUAAAUGGUUUUAUUUCACUUUAACCUGGGACUGUUCAAAACAAUUAUAUUCAUAGCUUAGAAUGAUACUUAUAUUCUGUAUUCAAUAUUACUUAUUAAAUUAGUAGCCCUUAUUGAACAAUAUUAAAAAUGACAACAGUUUUUUUUUUAUUGUUAGUAUGUGUACAUUUUGUAAAUAUUAAAAUUCACUAUAGUUUCAUUAGUCUAUUUCUAAAAAAAAAAGGGCAUUCACUGUAGCUAAUCAAUUGUAUCUAAUUGUUGGCUAUCAAUGCUACAAGUGUAUUCCUUAAAUCACCCUGAUACAUGAUAUGACCUAUUAACUUUAUAUACAUAAACCAUUUUAAACAAAAUAAAAAUCUAUAUUAA